AGUGGCUUGGCCCCGGCCUCAGAGUCUGGGCGCUGUGGGUCCUUUGGGUGCCUGUGUUUCUGGGCCACGUGGCACUUCCUGGCCUUGGCUCUGCGCGGGGUCCGUGUCUCUGCAUGGACACGGUGUGCGAGGGGUGGGGCUGUCCCCCCAGUCCCCGGGGAAGUGCUGGGGAGGGGCCGGGAGGGAGGAGGAAUGUGCUGAGGAGCAGCGGCUUCGAACUGGUCAGACGACUUGGGGAAGCUGGAAGCAGGAGCCCAGAAGGUGGAGGAGAGGACGGCGGCGGUCAGAGGGACGGACCCGAGAGCGCGGCCAGGCCGACUCAGGGCGGUGACAUGAGGCUGCUCCCUGGCUGGACAGCGGUGGUACCUGUGAGCUCUCGGGGCAGGGCCUGGCCGUGGGCACAGCGACCCAGAAGAACCGCUCACACACCUGUGCCCCAGAGAUGAGGGCCUGGGAGGACGCCGAGGGCCCGACCCAGCACAAGUCCCUGGGCUCAGCAGGGACCUCCACGAGGGAGCCCCCAGGGGCCCUGCCCACAGAGCCCAAGUCUGACAUGUUGUACAAGCUCGAGGACGUGCCACCCUGGUACCUGUGCAUCCUGCUCGGCUUCCAGCAUUACCUGACCUGCUUCAGCGGCACCAUCGCUGUGCCCUUCCUCCUGGCGGAGGCGCUGUGUGUGGGCCGUGACCAGUACAUGGUCAGCCAGCUCAUUGGCACCAUCUUCACCUGUGUGGGCAUCACCACCCUCAUCCAGACCACACUGGGCAUCCGGCUGCCGCUGUUCCAGGCCAGCGCCUUUGCAUUUCUGGUCCCAGCCAAGUCCAUCCUGGCACUGGAGAGAUGGAAAUGCCCCCCGGAAGAGGAGAUCUACGGUAACUGGAGCCUGCCUCUGAACACCUCUCACGUCUGGCAUCCACGCAUGCGAGAGGUCCAGGGUGCAAUCAUGGUGUCCAGCAUGGUGGAGGUGGUGAUUGGGCUGACGGGGCUGCCUGGGGCCCUGCUCAGCUACAUUGGGCCUCUUACAGUCACCCCCACCGUCUCCCUCAUUGGCCUCUCUGUCUUCCAAGCUGCUGGUGACAGAGCUGGCUCCCACUGGGGCAUCUCAGCUUGCUCCAUUCUCCUGAUCAUCCUGUUCUCCCAAUACCUGCGAAACCUCACGUUCCUGCUGCCUGCCUACCGCUGGGGCAAGGGCGUCACUCUCUUCCGCGUCCAGAUCUUCAAGAUGUUUCCUAUCGUGCUAGCCAUCAUGACCGUGUGGCUGCUCUGCUAUGUCCUCACCCUGACGGACGUGCUGCCCCCCGACCCCACAGCCUAUGGCUUCCAGGCACGAACAGACGCCCGAGGGGACAUCAUGGCUCUUGCGCCCUGGAUCCGCAUCCCCUACCCCUGUCAGUGGGGGCUGCCCACAGUGACAGCGGCUGCCGUCCUGGGGAUGUUCAGUGCCACGCUGGCGGGCAUCAUCGAGUCCAUUGGCGAUUACUAUGCUUGUGCCCGCUUGGCUGGCGCGCCACCCCCUCCAGUACAUGCUAUCAACAGGGGCAUCUUCACCGAAGGCAUCUGCUGCAUUAUCGCAGGGCUGUUAGGCACGGGCAACGGGUCCACCUCAUCCAGCCCCAACAUCGGCGUCCUGGGGAUCACCAAGGUGGGCAGCCGGCGCGUGGUGCAGUACGGCGCGGGCAUCAUGCUGGUCCUGGGCACUAUUGGCAAGUUCACGGCCCUCUUCGCCUCAAUCCCUGACCCGAUCCUAGGCGGGAUGUUCUGCACCCUCUUUGGCAUGAUUACAGCCGUGGGGCUGUCCAACCUGCAGUUCGUAGACAUGAACUCCUCCCGCAACCUGUUCGUGCUUGGAUUUUCCAUGUUCUUCGGGCUCACCCUGCCCAAUUACCUGGACUCCAACCCGGGUGCCAUCAACACAGGUAUUCCUGAACUGGACCAGAUUCUGACUGUGCUGCUGACCACGGAGAUGUUUGUGGGUGGGUGCCUCGCUUUCAUCCUGGACAACACAGUGCCAGGAAGCCCAGAGGAACGAGGUCUGACACAGUGGAAGGCCGGGGCCCAUGCCCACAGCGAGAUGUCUGCCAGCCUGAGGAGCUACGACUUGCCCGUCGGGAUGAGCGUGGUGAAGAGAACUGCCUUUCUGAAAUACGUCCCUAUCUGCCCCGUCUUCAAAGGAUUUUCUUCAAGGUCAAAAGACCAGCUUCCAGUUCCGGCAGAUGCCCCAGAAAAUACAGACGCCAGGUCUGUGUGCACCAAGGUCUGAAGCAUCACUGCCAGAAAAGUGCGGGCACCUUGCCCACGGGUGUGGGCCAUUCGCCUCACAGGCGGGUAUUUGGCCCAGAUUCGGAUCCCUCCUCCUCCUCCGGGCAUCUUCCUGGAGCCCAGGAGUUACGACCUCCAGCAGAGGCAGCCUCAUUCUCUCUGUCUAGUGUGACAAACCACACGCAAGCACACGGAGGGGGGUGAGAAACAGCCGACGCGGCUCAAGAAGAGCAAAAGUUCUCUCACCUAAGUUGCCUUGUUUCAAGAGUUACUACAAUAAAAACCCCACAAAAGAGAAUGACUUCAGUUACCCUAAAACUAUGGCACACAGGGCCUUGACGGGGUGAUCCUGUGGCCCGAGGCGUUAAAAAACAACAACAAAAAAAGAAGUUUUAGGUGCAUAUUCCCUCAGGCAGACAAGCCCCAACAAAGUGAGAGCUUCACCCAGAUGACUUUUUAAUAGUACUAAGUCCCUUAAAUAGAACUUUCUAGGGCUAGGGAUUGUCUUCAGUGCCUGAUGUGUAUUAACAAAUCACACAAAAUCCUAAAAUAGAUACUAUUAUUACCACCACUUUAAUGAGUGUGGAAACUAAGGCACAGAAAGGUUGAUGCGCACACAAUCUCACUGGAUUCACAUCCGGGAAGGCUGGCUAGCCUGUGCCAUUACUCACUCGGUUAUAAUGCCUCUUUAAUGGAAGUUUAUAAUCUCUAAUUGUAUUGCAUUACGAUAAUUUGGCAGUAUGUGAAAUGAACUCGUCUGCCCCGGUCUAGGCUCAGAGAAAUGAUCUGUAAGCCUCACACACUUGGCAGCCUGCUGUGCCACUUGUGAUAAGAGAACAGAAUGGACUGGUGACAUCAUGGCUCCAAAAGUCCAGUCCAGUCAAGCAGGCUCAUCUCUGCUUCAGUCUUAAAAACGCUGUUUAUUAGUUUGAUAAGGUAGCUAUUAAAAACACCGAGCAGAGACACUCAGACCAAAGGACGCUCAGGAAGAAGGUGAACAGGAACCGACUAGAUGGUCUUCUCCAUCUUGAGCCCCCCGUGCUCAAGGCACAGCACGGGGAACAUGACCAACGACAGGAGGGCCACGAGGCCACGUUUUACAUGGACCAGGAAAGUGCUAGUUGGUUGAGUGCCUAUCUCAAAUCGAGAUGAGCCACACACAUCUAGCAAGUUAGCGUGUGAAGGGAAAAGGGGGACGGUCCAGGCCAAUCAAAACAGCAAACCUGUCCAGUCAGAGUCGCAAGAGUAUGUGAAGGGCAAAAGCUGAUGCAAGGGACACUAAGGGAGGUCAUCAUCAUACUGUCCACCCAGCAGUUUCUUCACAUGGAUACACACAGCUGCCCUGACACUGCAGCCCACGGGGAUCAAGGUGGGCUAUGGGCUUUAUUUUACUGCUCCAUUCUGUCCUUUUUUUCUGCUUUUUAGGGCCACACCGAGGCACAUGGAAGUUCCUAGGCUAGGGGUCGAAUGGAAGCUGUAGCCCCUGGCCUACGCCA
Molecule: messenger RNA, 3755 nt
Organism: Sus scrofa (pig)
Lineage: Eukaryota; Metazoa; Chordata; Mammalia; Artiodactyla; Suidae
Source: RefSeq, a predicted model, not a curated record